This is a messenger RNA of Cataglyphis hispanica, 1538 nucleotides long. RefSeq lists its product as uncharacterized. The transcript has 3 exons. The record is from RefSeq and is a predicted model, not a curated record. The coding region runs from base 393 to 1538 and encodes 381 amino acids. NCBI's taxonomy places the organism in Eukaryota, Metazoa, Arthropoda, Insecta, Hymenoptera, Formicidae.
ACGAUUCACAUAAAAUUUUUGAAUGCAAAUCGACUUAAUUAGACAAAUUUGUUGAAACGAAUCCAAAAAGAAUUGUCUCCCGAGUAUACUUUUUUUUUUUUUUAUGGUGCGACAAAAACUGAGGAGCGCCUUUUUGCGCUACGGUCCUGGGAGAGUUGCCGUCCCCUCUAUAUACGAUAACACGAACUAAUCGUUCGCCAUAUCGUCGGGAGUGUUGGAUGGUGAAUAGAGUGCGAUUUAUCGUGACCAGAGACGAGAUCGGGCUCGCGAGGGUGUUGUCCUGUCAACGUGACGUUCAUUGAACCGCGAGACGACUCGCCCAAGCCGGGGAAUCCGCGACAGUCGAUUAAACAACGGAUGACAGGAAAGCUGUGUGUUGUACAAAUUAAGACAUGGAGUCAAUAGUAGAAGAAAAAUGUGAGGUGAAAGUAUUAGCAUUAUCUAAUACACAAACUAUUACUGCCGAUAAAAAUAAAGGAACAAAGGAGUCGGAUGCAACAAAUAUAGAGAAGAAGAAACAUGAAGAACACAAGAACGUAUCCAAUGUCAAACCAAAGAGAUCCGUCGCGAGAAUUAAAUCGAAAAAAGCUCGAGUUGUGGGUCAGUCAAGUUAUGAUGCCACAAAACUGGAGGAUAGCCCAGCUCAAGUAUUGGAACGUUUUAAAAGAGGCUGCGAGUGUAUUGACGAUCAGUGCUUCAAGGAUCUAAAUCCCGAGGUGGUUUAUCGGCACAGAUUGAAUAUUGCAGAGUUGACUAAGGCUGAGCACGACAUGUAUUUAAUGGGCGUGACUAUGGCAUGUCUGACGGAUCCUUAUCAAACUGCCCGGCACACAGAACGACGUAGAUUACGGGCGCAGUACGUUUAUCAGGGUCGAAGAGUAUGCUUGGAUGCGUUCUUGUAUCUGGAAAAUUGCACGCAUUAUCAGAUCAAGCGAAUCCGAAAGCAUCUAAUGACGCACGGUGUAACGCCGCGCGUACAUGGCAAUCACGGAAAGAUCCCACACAAUACAUUCUCACUGGACAUAUAUAAGAUUGCGACGGAAUUUUUAAAGAACUUUGUUGAGGUGCAAGAGGCCAAGCAGAAAACCAAACUUGCUAAAAAUGCUCCAUUACAUCUAGCGCCGGACAUCACGCGAAAAACGGUGCACGAUUUGUAUACGCAAUAUUGCAAAAAAAUAUCACCCGAUGUCAAGAGCAUGGGCUACUCGACGUUUCGGCGAUUCAUGAAGGUGCAGUUUCCACAGGUGAAGUUUGCCAAGUUGGAAUUUAUUGUGAGAAACCAGACCACGCAGAGUCACUGUCAGACGGAACCCGAUGCGAAAGACGACACGGGUCAACAAAAGUCGCCCAAGUCGGAGCUGCAGACGGAAGGUGGCACGAUAUUGCCAUUGGUGAUAACUCAUGAUUUAGGACAGAACGAGACCUAUGUGCUAACGCCUAUCAGUAAAUUACAGGACGGCGUGAGUUAUCAAGUUACUACGCGCGGGCUGGUAGUCAACAGUUCGGCUAUCACAUUGUCGAAAACGAACGCGGUGUAA